CAGUACCCGAUCGUAUCUUCAGUGGUACCAGUACCACGACUUGAACCGUAUCGUAGUUGCGUGCAAUCGUUGUCCGAGCGGGGUCAUUAUCAUCAGAUUAGGACAAAUAAUAAUUAUAAAGGAUGACAAACGAAAACAGUAAAAUCGCAAAAUGGUAUUCGGGCCGCAGCAUUUUUGUGACCGGAGGCAGCGGCUUCAUGGGCAAAGUGAUGCUGGAAAAAUUACUAUACACAUGUGACGGCAUCAGUACGAUUUACAUACUUUUGCGAAGCAAACGAGGCAGAUCACCGCAGCAAAGAAUCGACGAUAUGUGGAAAUUACCAUUAUUUGAUCGUCUCCGUAAAAAAGACCCAAAAGCAAUCGAAAAGAUCAUACCCUUACCAGGUGACUUAUACACCGAAGGCUUAGGAUUAACCACCUCUGAUCUUGAUCUCAUCAUAAACAACGUUUCCAUUGUAUUCCACAUGGCGGCCACAUUGAAACUGGAAGCCACCCUGAGAGACGCAAUCGAACAAAACACCGCCGGUACUGCUACAGUACUAGACGUGGCCAAAAAAAUCAAAAACUUGGUCGCGUUUUGUCAUUUUAGUACUGCCUAUUGUUCGGCCGACAUUGAAGUGUUUGAGGAAAAGGUGUACGAGUGCAAGGAUAAUGCUAGAAAUGUCAUUGAUGUAGUCAGAUGGAUGAAACCUGAAGCUUUGGAAAUUGCCACCAAAAAAAUUAUUGAGCCGCACCCCAACACAUAUACUUACAGCAAAAGACUGGCUGAAUCUUUAGUUGCAAGUGAAAAAGAUAACAUACCUGUUUGCAUAAUAAGGCCAUCAGUUGUGUGUCCAGCAGGACUGGAACCAGUCCCUGGAUGGGUGGACAGUUUAAAUGGACCAAUGGGACUGCUAGUAGCUGCAGGCAAAGGCGUGCUUAGAUCAAUGCAUUGUCUUGCAUCAAACAAAGCUCAAGUUAUACCAGUCGAUUAUGCCAUUAAUGCUAGUAUUGUGAUUGCUUAUAAAUUAGGAAACAGAAAACAAGAUUCAGAUGUGCCAGUUUAUAAUCUGACCCAAGACGGCGUAAUCAACAUGACAAUGGGCGAAGUUUUGGAUAAAGGCCGAGCCAUAGUGCACAGGAACCCGUUUGAAAUGCAAGUUUGGUACCCAGACGGUGACAUAAGAUCUUCUUUAUUUAUGCACACUAUAUGUUGCAUUUUUAUGCAUUGGCUGCCUGCUUUGUUGAUUGACUUCAUUAUGUUGCUUAUAAGGCAAAAAAGAUUCAUGAUCCACAUUCAAAAAAAAAUCCACCAUGGCUUGGAGCUGCUUCAGUUUUUCACUGUGAGAGAAUGGAGGUUUUCCAAUGGAAAAUUUCUUGCUUUGUGGGACGAGAUGGACGAAGUUGAUCGCAAAGCUUUUCCAAUGGAUUUCCAUGCGAUACCUAUAGACCAGUAUUUGGAACAGUGCGUUUUAGGUGCCAGGCAGUACUGUAUGAAAGAGCCUCUAUCUUCAUUGCCUAGAUGCCGGGCACAACAGAAAGUGUUGUAUGUCGUCCAUAAGCUAUUUGUAUUUUCCAUGUACUAUUACUUAUUCUAUUUGCUGAGUUGUUGGUUGCCUCCAGUAAAAGCCCUCUAUGAUGUUUUGUGGAAAGGUAUUGCCCUUAUACCAGGGAUUGGUUUAUUGGUGUCUCAAUAAUAAUAAUCAAAAUGUGAUGAGGCAAUAAUAAGAGGGACAUAACAAGUAUUAUAUUUAAAAAAAAAAAAAACGAUAUUAUUUUAGUUUUAUAAAAUACAAUGUAUAGUAAUAAAUAAAUCACUGAGGCAUAAAAAUCGUCCUCAAACAAGCUAUUACCUGUUUCUCUUCAGUACCGAUAUCACUCCUAGAGUCCAAAUUAGCCAAAGCGCAUGCGGCAGAAGAAAGUUCAGUCGAUUUUUCCGGCACCAGUCUUUCUAAAACUUUACUCAUGUGAAUAUUAAAACUAUCAAAGUAAAGAUUUAAAGUGGAUUCCAAUUGAAGCAGAUCUUGUUUCGUUAAAAGGCUGGUCAAAUGUCCGAGGCACAGGCAAAUUUGUUCCACCAAAUGAUCUCGAUGAUUGUAUUCCACGAAAUCGUCGACGUUUUGUGAGUUUUGUAAGGCUUGCAACAUGGAAGUCCAAAGGGGAAUGAAAUGAAUGCCAUAAUGCUCUCUGGCUGUGGGGGCUGAUAGAGCUAAGGCAGCAUUAAUGCGAAC
Molecule: messenger RNA, 2210 nt
Organism: Ceutorhynchus assimilis (cabbage seed weevil)
Lineage: Eukaryota; Metazoa; Arthropoda; Insecta; Coleoptera; Curculionidae
Source: the annotation of a GenBank genome assembly